CAUGUUUCCAGGCUCUCUAGACCUCAUGCUCCGUGAGUUAGAAUUAGGGCGGCCGGCGAGAUCGUCGACCGUGAGAUCGUAUCGCGUAUACUUCCGAGAGCGCCAGAAAGUACACGCUUCAAGCACGUUCUUGCCUACUUACGAGGCACAACCCGUGAAAGGUGAUCAUUUCAUGUAUCAUCUCGCUUGCAUGACCUUCUAGCUCGCUUCACAGCGCCAGGAGCCAUAUCUCUCGUACAGGUGACAUCUUAUAAGAAUCCAGCAGCGCUUAUGUUUCACAACUCUCAACAAUAAGGCAAGUCACGCAGAUGAUCAACCAGAUGGACCGCAAUACUAUUACCACUUUGGUCAGCUGCCUGUUCUUGACCGCAAGAAUUGGUUAUGCAGCUACAGCCGAUCCCACACAACAGCUAGGCGGAAAUAGCCCAUGGUUUCCAGGCCCGAACAUCAACGACAUCUCCUACGACGUUCCCGAUGGCUGCUCCGUGGAUAUGGCAGCCUUUGUGUCUCGCCAUGGCUCGAGAUACCCUGAUACAGGUGCCUACAAUCAAUGGGUUGCUCUCGCUGAAAAGAUUCAAGCUGCGCAAUUUACUGCCACCGGUGACUACAGCUUCCUUCAAACAUGGAAGCCUGUACUCAGCAAUCCGGCUGUACAGAUUGCAGACAUUUCCAUAGGGGGUUACAAAGAGCUGUACGAUAUGGGUGUCUCUUAUCGCUGGAGAUACCCUGACUUCUACACUGAGAAUACUCCCUUCUCUGUAUUUGCUAACCAGUAUCCGAAUGCACCUAGAGUAAUCAACUCCGCGAGAUUAUUCGCACGAGGUUACCUCGGACCAAACACUACCUACGGAGACAUUUACGUGCUCAAAUCAACAGACCCCAAGUCUAUUGCUAACUCGUUAGCUCCCUCCGAUUCUUGCCCUCUAUACAGUGAUAACGGUGGCGGCGCAAACCUUACCACUUGGAAUGACCUGUACUUGCCUGCCGUGACUAAACGCGUCAACAGCCACAUCCAUGGCAACCUCAACUUCACCGACUCAGAUGUCUCCAUCUUCCCAUAUCUUUGCGGUUUCGAGACCCAGAUCACCGGUCGUCAAUCGCCAUGGUGCAACAUCUUCAAUGAAGACGAGCUCGAAAAAUACGAGUAUGCACAGGACUUGCGCUACUACUAUGGCUCCGGUCCUGGUUCCGGAAAGAACUACACGUUGAUGCAACCUGUGCUCAACGCCAUCGUCCAGAGGCUUGUGAAUGGUCCCAACAAGACUUAUGUGAACAGCAAUGGCGAGUCUUGGACGCCGGGUCCGCUGAUACCAAUGUUCACCAACGAUGGUCAACUUAAUCAGCUCGCUGCCGAGAUCGGUGUAUUUGAUCAGCAGAAGCCUCUACCCCGUACCAAGAUCCCCGAUGACCAGAUCUUUGUCGCAAGCCAUUAUGUGACCAUGCGUGGUACUAUUGGCUUCGAACGCCUGACUUGCUCGAACAAGAAAUUCGUCCGCAUAGUACUCAACGACGCGGUCUACCCCGUAGCUUCCUGUCAGAAUGGACCCGGAAAAUCAUGUCCUCUUGAAAGUUAUGCUGCGCUCAUCAAUCAGAAGAGCAAGUCGCAAGGCAGUUUCGUUCAGAUAUGUGGUCUCACGAACACUACUGGUGCUGGAGCCACCAACACUGCUACCUUCUUGGUCGACAAUGCUCUGUCAUGGGAGUACGUUGUUAAGCCUUGACAAGCUUGCUAUGGUUGAAGCGCCUCUUUUUGGGGAUCGGUACUACAACAGAGUCGUAAAUCCCUCAGAGAUCUACUUACACAGUUCUUGCGCAUCCUCACAUGUUCUAAAUGUUGGUUAUAAAAUGGUAGUCCAAAUCGCAUAUGCCGUGCUGAUGCGGAAAGCUUUAUGACGUGGGUGCAAUAUUUCGGCCGAAAUCUCUCCAUCGGCCGAAAGUAUACAGAAGACCAUCGGUAUAUAUUACUCUCAAAUAUUGACAUCUAAACCAC
Molecule: messenger RNA, 1990 nt
Organism: Aureobasidium subglaciale EXF-2481
Lineage: Eukaryota; Fungi; Ascomycota; Dothideomycetes; Dothideales; Saccotheciaceae
Exons: 6
Coding region: 321-1721 (466 amino acids)
Cellular component (GO): fungal-type cell wall
Molecular function (GO): acid phosphatase activity
Source: RefSeq, a predicted model, not a curated record